Molecule: messenger RNA, 570 nt
Organism: Colletotrichum siamense
Lineage: Eukaryota; Fungi; Ascomycota; Sordariomycetes; Glomerellales; Glomerellaceae
Exons: 1
Coding region: 1-570 (189 amino acids)
Source: RefSeq, a predicted model, not a curated record
AUGCCUCCAUCAUGCACAUUCUUAGAUCUUCCUCUUGAGAUUCGUCUUGAAAUAUACAGCCAACUUCUGAUCCACCCUCCGCCUGAUAGACUCGCGCCGAAGACCAGACCCGCCGAAAGGCUACAUCCUGCCAUCCUUGCCGUCAACCGGCAAACACACGCCGAAGCCUCGCCUAUUCUCUAUACCAAGAACAUCUUCCUUGCCCACGGUGCCCUGCUCGCUUCUUUCCCACGGCUCCGACCAUGGUAUCCGCCGGUCAAGGAACGAGGGGUGCUUCCUCGUAUCCGGCGGUUCCACAUUCAGGUUCGGCUUGACUGUGACCCGGCCUACGACGCCGAGGCAGUCACGGCUGCUUUCAGCGGUGCAGACGAGCUUGUUGUGGAGGUCCGGCAGUCAAUGUUCCUCGGAGCAGAUCACGGCACACUACAACUGUUCGAAGGAGUUCGGAGUGUCAAGGCCGUGAGAAUUUACGGGAGCACGUUCGGCUUCGAGGAGUACGCACGUUGGCUGGAACAGCUGAUGAGCUCCGAGGCCGACAGUCUGAAGAUUGAGUUUGUUGGGAGGCAAUGA